This is a messenger RNA of Bradysia coprophila, 934 nucleotides long. RefSeq lists its product as uncharacterized. The record is from RefSeq and is a predicted model, not a curated record. Lineage: Eukaryota; Metazoa; Arthropoda; Insecta; Diptera; Sciaridae.
AAGAGGUAAAAUAAACUACAUAAUUGUGCGGAAAAUCGUUGUUUUGACUCGUGUGGUUGUUUGGUUGUAUACUUCGCCUUCGGCUCAGCCAACAAACUACACACUCUUCAAAAGAACGAUUUUCCGCACAAGCAUGUAAUCUACUAUUACUUUACGAGCGAGGUAAAGAGAGAAUUGUCACUUGUUUGGGUAACGGCCUGGAUAGAUGGCGUGGAAACUCAGCACUCUAACUUGCUCACCCCACAGCCGCUGUUUUUGCAUGAAAUGCGUUGACACUUUCCAUGUUUACCCUAUGUUGAAUGUAAACGUCUGUCAGAAAGUUGUCUGAAUCAGAAAAAGGUAUCUUACAAUAAUGACUUUUUCGCAAACACAAACUAUGGACUCAUCAGAACCCAAAACAAUCACGGACCUAAGUCUGGAACAAUUGAAAAUGAUUUUCGCUGGUAAAAUAUCUCCCAGACGACUCGCUUGCGUGAGGGAAAAAUACGACCUACUCAAAUACUUGUGGAAAGAAUCGGAAAUAGAAGACACCGGCUGCAACGAGUACGCAAAACAGAGAUUAGCUGAUAUGAUCACACCAAUGCGUCGACGAACUACAUGUCACACAGUUCCAUCAUCAGCUGACAGAUUCGAGGAAAAUAAAUCAAAAAUUCAGAACCUCGUGCGAUCAGCAGUAGGAAAUAAAUGGUGGCAAUUCGGAAAACAUUUGUAUAUAAAACAGGGACAACUGGAUACCAUCGGUACUGAAGAGAAUACAGUCGUCCGAAAAGUCAAUAGAGUUUUCGAAGCAUUUGAACAAAACUGUUACAAUGAAGUCGCCUAUGUGAAUGCAGUUAGUAAAGCACUACAUGGUUGUAGACUAACAGAUCUAGCGACAGAGAUUUACCGAAUUGUGGAACAUUGAUAUUUGUCAAUAAAAUAAGUUUUCAAACAA